Molecule: messenger RNA, 2540 nt
Organism: Hemibagrus wyckioides
Lineage: Eukaryota; Metazoa; Chordata; Actinopteri; Siluriformes; Bagridae
Gene: vamp1b
Product: vesicle associated membrane protein 1b
Exons: 5
Coding region: 637-1023 (128 amino acids)
Biological process (GO): vesicle-mediated transport; SNARE complex assembly; vesicle fusion
Cellular component (GO): plasma membrane; SNARE complex
Molecular function (GO): SNAP receptor activity; syntaxin binding
Source: RefSeq, a predicted model, not a curated record
CGCCGUUGUGAGUGUUAUAGUGAAGGGCGGGGGGAGCGACGCAUCAUUGCAGUAGUGAGAAGAAAGUCCUGCGCUAGUCCGAAAGCCUCAGACACGCAUACACGAACACCGAAAGAAGAAGAAGAGGAGGAGGAAGAAGAAGAAGAAGCCUCGAACCUAAAAAGCCGACCUAGCAGAGACUCGUAUGGUUUAUUUUGUGCUGACUCCUUAGCAUCUUUUUUUUUCUCUUGGAAGAAAACACCGCGUGUUGAAUCCGGAUAUAUAUUGUGUGUUUGUGUGUGUGUGUGUGUGUGCGUGUGUAUGUGUGCUGGCAGGACUCGGUUGACACUCGGUUCUGGGUGAAUUAUAGUUUCUCGUAAUGCGCCACUCAGGCUGAUGCUCCCGCUGCAGCAGUGAGAUCUUCUCUCCUCUCCUGUCCGCUCUGCUCCCAGCGUUUCCCCAGCUGCGUUGGUCAUCGCGCAUUGUCCCAUCAAAGCAAAACACAGUGCUGACCGUACAAUUCUAGGGACUUUUCAUCCUCCUGUUAUCCUCUUCUCCACUUUGCUGCUAUCUCGCUGACUUAAAACCCUUCCCCCCUUCAUCUUUCUCUCUCCUCUUCCUCCUCGUCUUUAGCAAGGCGAAAGCGCUGCAGAGAGCAUGUCAGCUCCAGCUCCAGAUGCUGCAGCUCCUGCAGGAGCUCCCGGGGCUCCUGGUGCACCCGGAGCAGACGGAGCACCAGGCACAGGCCCUCCUGCACCUCCUCCCAACACCUCCAGCAAUCGUCGACUACAGCAGACACAGGCGCAGGUGGAAGAGGUUGUUGAUAUUAUGCGCGUGAAUGUGGAUAAAGUCUUGGAGCGGGACCAGAAACUGUCCGAGCUGGACGACAGAGCUGAUGCAUUGCAGGCUGGAGCCUCUCAGUUUGAGAGCUGUGCUGCCAAGCUGAAGAACAAAUACUGGUGGAAGAAUUGUAAGAUGAUGAUAAUGAUGGGUAUUAUUGGAGUCAUAGUGGUCGGAAUAAUCUUCUUGUAUUUCUUCUCAUGAGCUCACCCAGCUGACAGAGAUAAGAAAACCAGUUAAAGGAGGCAGAAGAUCAACCAAAACAUAAUGAAAAGCCCACUCAUAAAGCCCAUGCCUUUUCCUGUUCCCUCUCUGUUUUUACUAUGAAGGCCUCUUAUUCCAGCCAUCUGCUCCUUACUCAGUGUGACAGCAGUAAUCAGAUUCACAAGCCUCCUCUUCUACCAUAAUCUGCUAUGCUUUUCACUGACUCUUUCAUUAUGAUUUCCUAUAGCUCCUUGUCUUAGCAUCUCUGACAUUACACACACACACACACACACAGGGACAUAGACCAUGAGUAUUUGUGGGAUUAGUGGGAUAAAAGGGUAGGUAGCUGUCUGCCUCUGUUGCAAAGGUGAAAUAGGAAGUGUAGGUGUGUAAAUUAAGUGACAAAGAAAUUAAAGACAGGGGAUUAAAGGCAGACAUUUUUACUGAUAAGCCAAACAUCUUCAACUGACUUUCUAAGUCCUUUGGGAAUUAGUAAACUAACCUCAAUAUCUACAACACAUGUUGCUCUUUCCUACUGACACCACCUUCAUGGCUUUAUCCCCCAUCUGCUUAUUUCUAUUAAUGUCUACAAGAUACAUGAGAAGAAAUUUAACUUUUAGUGUAUAUGUGUAAUUGUCAUUGCAAACAUUACCUAUAGAAACUUUUCAUCAGAUAUAUAGCUAUAAUUAGAAAUAUCCUGUUAGUUUGUCUGCUGUCCAAUGACCAAGGAGGCAGAUCAAAAUAAACAGAAAUAUAAAAAGGAGAAGUGAACAGGGAUGUGAGGGAUUUUAAAGUUUUUUAAAUAUCGGUUAAGGAAAAUCACUCACACACACACACACACACACACAAGGCAUGGAUACAUACACAUUACAAAUCUAUACAAAAUGUCAGCUUAGGAUUAAUUAAAAAUAAAACAAAACAAAAUAAAAAAAAAAGGUUUAACACCAUUUAACAACCAUAAACUCACCUACAGAAACUGCCCCCCCACACACACAUAUACACACACACACUAACAGUUAGUAAUUUAUUUGUGUCUAAUUACUUGCAUGGAAGAUUGGACACAAUGUAAGACCUCAUUCCCUUGAUUCCUACUGCCUUUGUACAGCCUACACAGAAACAUCUCACUGCUUCCAGCUUCCAUGAAAUCUCUUCAGUGUACAAAAUAUAAGAUCUGUGAGCCUGCCAAAACAUACAAUACCCUGCUACAUGAGAAAAUGUGAUGAGGGAAAAGAUUUGACUUGCCAUGUAGUGUGUUAUUUUAAAUCAAAUGUCUUCAUAUACACAAAUGUUAUUAUUUUUCUAUGCAGUACAAUUGCAAGAGCUUUCACUUUCCAUGUUGCAGGCGAACUCAAAGUGUUUGUAUGGCACAUUGCUAAAUGCCAUUUAUGAAAGAUUUAGCACUGACCAAUAGGAAAGCAAAUCACUUAUGACCAUUUAGAGAAACCAGAGAAGAAUUUAGAAGCAUGCCUAUUUGCUCUAACACUUUUGCUGAUGCCAAUAAAGAAAUGUAAAAUCCA